AAUUAUAAUUGUUUUAUAUUUUAAAAAAUUGGAUUUAUUAUGAUUAACAAAAUUAUAAAUUUUCCAAAAACGUAUUUUGAAAAAUAUUAUGCAGUUGUCAGGUGUAUAUUUUGUAUUACCCGGUAAAAUUAUUUUUGUAUUUUUGAUCGCUUCGAUAUUAUCGAAGAGAAAAAAUAACACCUGUUUUAUUUCUCUUCUCCAACCGUCAUAGCUCGCCCUCUCUCUCUCUCUCUCUCUCUCUCUCUCUCUCUCUCUCUCUCGCGCAGAGCUCGGUUUCAAUCUGCAGGAUAAACCCUAAAGAUGACUGCUCUUCCCAAUUCGCUGGUCUUAACAAGAAGUUCUCCAAUUCAAUUAUCUCCUGGCUCUCCUUUUAAGCCAGUGGACCAGUUUCUUGGGAGCGGGGGCUCUACAAACUUGUCGUUUAAUGCGAAUAAUCGCUUGGGUAAAGUGCAGCUUCUAAACUCCAAAAGGCCACUAACUGUUCAAGCAGGAUACGGUGAAGGUGGACGGCCAAGCAGUGCUGGCAUUUUUGUUGGUGGUUUUGUUUUGGGAGGAAUAAUAGUUGGAACCCUGGGCGCUGUAUAUGCACCUCAGAUUAGCAAGGCAUUGGCUGGAGCAGACCGAAAGGAUCUAAUGAGGAAGCUGCCCAAAUUCAUUUAUGAUGAAGAGAAAGCUUUGGAGAAAACAAGGAAAGUACUGACAGAGAAGAUUGCACAGCUGAACUCUGCUAUAGACGAUGUUUCUGCUCAGCUCCGAUCGGAAGAUGCUCCAAAUGGAGCCGCGGUGAACUCUGAUGAAAUGGAAGCUACUAUAUGAGAAUGUUUCUGUUUAUGGGAUUCGCUGCCAUUGAUUCCCAUAGAACAUAGCUGAUUUUUCUGUGAUCUUCGAUGAUUUUCUUCUUGACUAUCUGUCCUGUUAAUCCAUCAUAAUGGCAGCCCUUAAUGGGUGAAUUUAUUUUUGCCCAACAUAACAUGAAAGGAAAAGAAAAGAAAAAAUAAAAUGGAUAGGAGAAAAACUGUUCAGCA
Malania oleifera is the source of this 1025-nucleotide messenger RNA. RefSeq lists its product as uncharacterized. Gene Ontology annotation, cellular component: chloroplast inner membrane; chloroplast thylakoid membrane. The record is from RefSeq and is a predicted model, not a curated record. Lineage: Eukaryota; Viridiplantae; Streptophyta; Magnoliopsida; Santalales; Ximeniaceae. The transcript has 5 exons. The coding region runs from base 301 to 816 and encodes 171 amino acids.